CUGCGUUAAACAGGACUCGGACAGAGAGUGAGAGAGAAACAGUGGAUAAAACCGCUAAGGAGAGUAUGAUUCCCGUUUAAUAUCAACUUGGGGAAGGAGAUUUCAGAGCAAACUACUGGAGACUGAGCCUAUAAAUACUGCAAUAUUCCCAUCAGUCUACAAGUGAGGACGAGCAUCAGACCUUCAGACAGAAGUCAAAUCUGAGUUUAUUGAAGGACAGUGGGAAGAUGAGUGAUCCAGAACCCUGCAGAAUUACAGAUGAAGACACUGAAGAACAAACAGGUGGCUGUCGAAGGAAGAAGGGACCGGGUGAACCAGGAAGUCUGUGCCAGGCAUGAUGACGACCUUAUUGAGAUGAAGGAGAGUGAAGAUGAUGAACUCCUAAAAGCUGGAAAAAUACCACAUUUACAGACUGAAGAUACUUUAAUGCAAAGAGACAAGAAUCGUUUUACCUGCAGUCAGUGUGGAAAGAGUCUGGCAAGCAAAAAGAGUCUUAAUGAACACCUAAAGAUCCACACUGGAGAGAAACCAUUCACAUGCAUUCAUUGCGGGAAGAGUUUCAGACUCUCAUUCUCCUUUAAUGAACACAUGAGGAUCCACACUGGAGAGAAACCAUUCACAUGUACUCAUUGUGGGAAGAAUUUUAGACGUUUAUCAUCCCUUAAUGAACACACGAUGAUCCACACUGGAGAGAAAACCCACAGAUGUGAUCAAUGUGGCAAAACAUUUUUGAGGGCGUCAGGGCUGAAACUCCAUCACAGAACUCAUACAAAGGAGAAGCCUUAUUCAUGCUCUGAGUGUGGAAAGAGAUUUACAAAGCAGUUACAUUUAAGACGACAUCAGAAGAUCCACGCUGGUGUAAAAGAGUAUGUGUGCUUUGAGUGUGUGAAGACUUUUAUCACAGCUAUAGAAUUGAAACGGCACCAGAGGAUCCACACUGGAGAGAAACCGUACAAGUGUUCACACUGUGAUAAAAGAUUCAGUUGGUUAGAAAUUCUGAAAAAGCAUGAGAGGAUUCACACUGGAGAGAAACCUUACAAGUGUUCACACUGCGAUAAGAGAUUCGGUCAGUUAGCAGAUCUGAAAACACAUGAGAGGAUUCACACUGGAGAGAAACCUUACAAGUGUUCAUACUGUGACAAGAGAUUUAAUCAGUUAGGAACCAAGAACCAGCACCAGAGGAUUCACACUGGAGAGAAACCAUUCACUUGCACUCAGUGUGGGAGGAGUUUCAGACACUCAACACACCUUAAUGAACACAUGAGGAUCCACACUGGAGAGAAACCAUUCACAUGCACUGAGUGUGGGAAGAGUUUCAGACUCUCAUCCUCCUUUAAUCUUCACAUGAUGAUCCACACUGGAGAGAAAACCCACAGAUGUGAUCAAUGUGGCAAAACAUUUUUGAGGGCGUCAGACCUGAAACGUCAUCUUAUAAGUCAUACAAAGGAGAAGCCUUAUUCAUGCUCUGAGUGUGGAAAGAGUUUUGCGCAUCAGCCCUAUUUAAGACUACAUCAGAAGAUCCACACUGGUGUAAAAGAGUAUAUGUGCUUUGAGUGUAAGAAGACUUUUAUUAAAGCCGAACAUCUGAAACAGCACCAGAGGAUUCACACUGGAGAGAAACCUUACAAGUGCUCAUACUGCGACAAGAGAUUCGGUCGGUUAGAACAUCUGAAAACACAUGAGAGACUUCACACUGGAGAGAAACCAUACUCCUGUGGUCAGUGUCUGGAGAGUUUCACACACUCGGUGCAGCUUAAGAAACACAUGAAUAUCCACACAGGAGAAAAGCAGCACACAUGACAUCAAUGCAGAAGAACUCUCUGGUGUGUAAGGCUGUUUUGAAUCAGGAGUGAAGACCUUAUUGAAGAGAAUGAGGAGAGUGAAGAUGAUGAACUCCUAAAAGCUGGGAAAACACCUCAUUUACAGACUGAAGAUACUUUAAUGCAAAGAGACAAGAAUCGAUUGACCUGCAGUCAGUGUGGAAAGAGUGGGGCAAGCUAAAAAAAUCUUAAUGAACACAUGAAGAUCCACACUGGAGAGAAACCAUUCACAUAUACUCAGUGAGGGAAGAGUUUCACAAAACUAUCACACCUUAAUCCACACAUGAGGAUCCACGCUGGAGAGAAAACAUUCAUGUGUACUCAGUGUGGGACGAGUUUCAGACACUCGUCAUCUUUUAAUGAUCACAUGAAGAUCCACACUGGAGAGAAAACCCACAGAUGUGAUCAAUAUGACAACAUUUUUGAGGGCUUUAGACCUGAAACGUCACCUCAGAAGUCAUACAAAGGAGAAGCCUUAUUUAUGUUCAGAGUGUGGAAGGAGUUUUACAACGCAGGCACAUGUAAUUCUACAUCAGAAGAUCCACACUGGAGUGAGAGAGUAUAUGUGCUUUAAGUGUGAGAAGACUUUUAUUUCAGCUAGAGACUUGAAACUGCAUGAGCUGAUUCACACGGGAGAGAAACCCUACAAGUGUUCACACUGUGAUAAGAGAUUCAGUCAGUUAGGGAGCCUGAAUACACACCAGAGGAUUCACACUGAGAAAAGCAGCACACACAGAAAAACCUUCUCUCACAUACAAAGGCACAAAGGUUUUGUGUCUGUAAAACAAACCACUUUUUUCUGAUGUUCAAAGUCUGUUGAAAAUAUUCCCCCUAUGAUUUGGUUUCUUUCAGUCACCCCUGCCAUCUCGCAAGAACAGGACAAUGCCAGAAUCCACCACAGAGUGAGUGAAAGUGUAGCGGGAAGAACAAUUGCUUGAAAUAGUUAAGUCAGGGCUGUCCAAACUCUGUUCUGGAGGGCCGGUGUCCUGGAGAGUUUAGCUCCAACCCUAAUCAAACACACCUGAUACAGCUAAUCAAGCUAUCACUAGAUAUACUAGAAACUUCCUGGCAGGUGUGUGGAGGCAAGUUGAAGCUAAACUCUGCAGGACACCGGCCUUCCAGGACCGAGCUUGGAGACCCCUGAGUUAAGUGGUUGUUGUAAAUAGUUUAAAGUCGGAAAAGGAUUGUGCAUAUGUGUGCGUGCAUCGCUAAGUAAGUAACUAAAAUCAUUGCAACAUGUAUCUUCCAGGGCUGCUUAGAUUUCAGAAUGUUGCCUUCUGGGAAUUGACUUUUUGCACCAGGCAGUGGCAGUUGUAGAUAUGGGCGCAGCAACUCUGGUUUCUCUAGUCACAUCACGUGGGCUUUCCAAACCUAACCCCCCCCCCCCCCCCCCCCAGGUCAAAAUGACUGCAGAGUCAGUUGUAUCAGUUGGAAAACAACCCCAACUGGGUCCUGAAACUGGUCAUGUAACACUGCCUUUAUCCGUUGAACCUGAUGGAGGGGCUCACAAGCAGGAUAUUGUCAUGACUUCAACGUCUAUGCAGAUCACCCAAGCUGUCUGGGAGAGAAACAGUCAAGAUCUAGAAGGACCCCUGAAGCAAAUCUUGUGGAAAGUGAUGGAAUCCCAUCAUGCUAUUUUUGCAACCUUAGCCAGCGAUAUUGGCCAGACACAACUGAUACAACACCACAUAAACACAGGCAAUGGCCAUCCUUUCCAAAAGCGCCCCUGACGUUUGCAAUUUGCAAGACAGGCAGUUGCAGAUUGCUGCCUAGACAAGAUGAAGUCUGCAGGUGUUAUAGAGCAAUCGGAUGGGCCUCACCAGUCGUUUUGGUCCCUAAAAAGGACAGCAGCUGGUGUUUCUUUGUUGACUUCCAACAGUUAAAUGAGUUAACCAUCAAGGACUCCUAUCCCCUCCCGCAAGUUGAUGAGUCACUGGAUAAAAUCGCUGGCUCCAAGUGGUUCUCCUUGCUGGACUUAUGUAGUGGUUAUUGGCAGGCUGCCUUAAGUGCAGAUGCAAAACCAAAAACUGCAUUCACAACAGGCAUGGGCCUUUGGCAAUUUAGGACUAUGCCCUUUGGUCUUUGCAAUGCUCCGGCAAUCUUUGAGUGGUUGAUGGAGCGAUUGCUCCAGGGCAUUCCAAGGGAGUCUGGUUUAUUUGGAUGACAUUUUAGUCCAUGGAAAGGACUUUGAAUCAGCUCUGAGUGCCCUUGACCUUGUCAUGACCCGGAUAACCCAGGCAGGCCUUAAGCUUCAUCCAGAAAAGUGCCGGCUCAUGCAGAGGGCAGUGACUUUUUGCAGUCUUACGCCCCAUUCACACAGGGCGUCAGCUUCAACGCUUCCUAUCCACUUUUAAAUGGGUGAUGUCAGGCGUUGCUGAACUGCAUUGUGGAUCCAUCAGCGCCGCUUCAGAGGCGUUGCUUGCUGCAGAAGUUGGGACUUGCUCAACUUUUCAAGCGGCAACGAAAGCGUCAGCCAAUCAGAUCGCUGUAUGCAAAUACACCAGCUCAGGCAGUAGCCUAUUGCUGACUAAUUUCAUUAGGCAGUUAGGGGCUUUCCUGGGCCAACAUCUUGUUAUAGGAAAUUUGUCCCUGGGUUCACCACAGUUAAAGCUGCUCUCCAUCAACUAACAAAGAAAUCGUAGUGGUUUCAGUGAGGACAAGAGCAGCAGCAGGCUUUUGAUUUCCCUAAAGGAGGCCUUGUGUCAGGCACCAGUCUUGGCUGUAACCAGAUCCAAGCUUUCCAUUUAUCCUGGACACAGAUGGUAGUAAUGUAGGGCUGGGCGGUGUUCUAUCCCAGGAGGGGGAAAAAGGUGGAAGGGUCAUAGCCUAUUACAGUGCUCAACGCUACAAUAGGUUUGCUUAAAUUAAUUCAUGUUAAGCUGAUUUCUAUAUAUUCAAAAAUCUAUCAUUUAUUUGUAUUCACUUUAAAACCACUCACUCAAGUAAAUGAAGGAGAAUGCUAUGUAAAUAAAUGAAGAUUUGGACCAUU
This is a messenger RNA of Danio aesculapii, 4809 nucleotides long. RefSeq names its product zinc finger protein 135-like. Gene Ontology annotation, molecular function: DNA-binding transcription factor activity, RNA polymerase II-specific; RNA polymerase II cis-regulatory region sequence-specific DNA binding. Gene Ontology annotation, biological process: regulation of transcription by RNA polymerase II. NCBI's taxonomy places the organism in Eukaryota, Metazoa, Chordata, Actinopteri, Cypriniformes, Danionidae. The record is from RefSeq and is a predicted model, not a curated record. Bases 259 to 1800 code for a protein of 513 amino acids. The transcript is spliced from 5 exons.